CAGCUGGAGGCCAUCCCCGAGUCUCUGAAGAAUAUGCUGCUGGUAAUGGAUACAGCUGGGAUAUUCCACAGCGCUGACUCACGGACGGGAUACUCGGAUCUCUGGGAAAUCACCUGGGAAAGGAUUGACUGUUUCUUACCUAGGCUGAGGGAUGAGCUCUUCAAACAGACCGUCAUCCAAGAUCCCGUCCCCAGCAUCCCAACGGAGCAGCAGCACCAGAAAUCAAUAGUGUCUGCCCUGCCCCCUUCUCCUGUGGGGGAUGUGAGACCACCCACCCACCUGGCUCCUUUGGAGAAGCCCUGCGAACUGGGUGCCAAUGAGCCUGAGCGAGUGGCUGCACCUGCCUCACCCACCAUCAGCACCUCCACCUCUCCUCCUUUCCCAGCAUCAGCUCCACCCAAGACCAGCCCCGUGACGGACAUACCUCCUACCACAGCUCAGCCGCCGCUCAUCCUGCAGCCUCUGGCCUCACCCCUGCAGGUUGGGGUGCCACCCAUGACUCUGCCAAUCAUUCUCAACCCGGCCCUCAUUGAAGCCACCUCUCCCGUGCCCCUCUUAGCUACUCCACGGCCCACUGACCCCAUGACAACCUCCGAAGUCAAUUAGUUGGAGGGUGUCUGGAGAACCGUCUGCUGAAGGAAGCUCUGUGGGUGGAGGAAGCUGGUAGUGGGCAUGUUUGUUUUAGAAGAUGAUGCCAACCUGAGCAGAAGGGCUGCUGCUGCAGUAUCCCCUGGAGCACAUCAUCACGUUCUGCUCCCUUCUUGUGGCAACCACCUAGAAAUCCCUGUCUUCUCGGAGGGGUCCCCAGUUCCACUGACCACUCUCCUUCCUGCCUUUCACAAUCUCAGGGGCCCAGCAGCCUGGGACCAAGCUGCCACCAGUUCAUCUGGUGAAGAAGGGGGGGAAAAAAAAACCCCACCCUUUGAUCUCACACCAGAGAGGGGCUGCAGUCCAGGACUGUCUCCCAGAUUAUUCAGUCUACUCCCUGGACAAUUCUCCAGCCAUUCCCUAGCUUUUCCUGCCCGUGCUUCUGGUCGCACUGCUUGCUUUGGGCUCUGGGCAUGCCUGGGUUCAGCAGGUUGAGAAUUUUUCGUGGAUUGCUUACAGCACAGCUCCCAGCUUGCUACAUAGGGCUUCUUGUCUGCUGUAGCCACGUGUUUUCCUUCCACAAGGUGGAUCAGAGCAAUCCCCAGGCCAGGCAGGGAGAGGGCAGCAGGGGAGUCUGGUAGGGGCAGCGCUGCUUCUCCCCCACCCUCCUCCUCCUGGAAGUCUAAUCAGGCUUUCUGGCUGGAAAGGGCAAAUUUAGAAGGCUCUGCCUCGUUGAACAGGCAAGAAGGAUGUGGGGAGCCCCGUGAGCUGAGAGCAGAACACCGUGGCCACCUCUCAAACAGCUCCUGGGGAGCCACUCUUCUGGGGUACACAGCAGCACCGUGUUGUCCACCAUGCACUACAUUGGCCUCUUGGUGUCCAGCCCUGUUCCUUAGGAGAAGAUCCUCUUCUGUUGGGGAUCUGUGGCACGAGUCUGCUGCGCUUUCUCCUGGAAGCUCUGCAGAGACUGCGCCCUUCUUGCAUCUUCUAGUUGUUGGGAGCCCACCUCCUCCUCCACCUAGAAGAGCUGAGGUCACUCCUGUGCUUCUGCCUGGCCCCAAGGAUGUCCCGCUCUUCCAUCCCCUGGUGCCCAGAGCAGAGCUGGCUGCCUGGCAGGUCCUGCAUCUCCGUUCUUCCUCCUCUCUCCAUUAGUUGGCUUAAAUUCUCAAUAAUACCAAUUUUGGAAACCCCACUGGUGACUGGGAAGGGGGUGUGUGGACGUGACUCCAACCCAGUGUAUACUGUCCCGAGAGGAACCUGUGGUUGGGGUGGGAGCACAGCCUGUGUACAUAGAGAGUAAAUGGCUACAAAUCCAACGGACUUUUUACAGUGUAAUAAAUACAUCCUGUAAAUGAAAAUGCUCCGGUGUGACGCUCCUUUUCUGUCACAGCUCUCAGAGCUUGGGGAAGAGAGGAGUUUAGUUGUCAGGGUGCUGUGUUUGGCUGCCAGCCCCCUGGUUCCUUACACCAGGAUCCCCCAGAGGAGCACUCUUGGCUUUGGGGAGCACGGAGGGACUUGCCCCUAACCCGUGGAGGGUGGCCAUUGAGGGGCUAAGCAGGAAUGGCUUCCAUCAUGGGUGAAGCAGAGCUGUAACAGGGGGAUUGCUCUUGCUUCUGGCAAGAAGUGUGAGCUGUGGAAUUCCUGGUGGUGAGUUGGUGUGUGCUCCUGCACUGCCAGGAGCGAGGGCUGAGGAGAGGGUGGCCCUGCGACGUCUCAGCACGUGGCCAAACACAGACCCUGGUGACAACCUUGGGAGAAAGGAGCACUUUCUGUCGGCUGGGGAAGAAAUCCUGCUUUCCACUGACAGGACGGGGGCUUGGAGAAGGUGAGAGAGAUCCUGGCCUCUUCCAGGGCUGGACACACUCCGUGCCACAGUGUCCGUGGGGCCGUGUGGGGCACGGUGCCUGCCCUGUCGCAGGGAUUCCGAGAGACUCCUCCAGACUCGAUAAGGGGUUGAGAUAACAGGGUCUGUUUGGGUUGCACCAGCAGAGAAUUUAAAUAUUGUGUAAGAGAGGAGUAAAUCUAGGAAAGUCCCGUUAAUAAAUCUUGGUUCCCUUACCCCAUUUCCACCAUUCCUGGAAUAUUUUCAUUGCAGCCCUCUCUUCCUCACCCUCCACUCCUUCCAGAUCGUGUCCCUCCAGCCCUUGGAUCUUUUCAUUCAUGUGUUUGGAUCCUUCUGCUGCCCGUGGCCUGUCUGUACCCAGCCAGUCCCUCUGUCUUGUAUUUCUGAGCCUUCCCUUCUAUUUACAGCUCUGUUUUUCUGAGCUUGUCUCCAAAACCCUCCCUGAAACCUUUAGAUGAUUAACUCUUUGUAAACCAUUGCUCAAUGGCCGAGUGCCUUAUGUCAGCACUUCUGCCCUCUGAGCCUUGGACUUCUUGGAGUGAUGUCAGGAAAUGGCAAAGCCCAGAUUUUCUCCACUGCCUUCAGAUGGUGGGGUUUUUUUUGGGGGGGUAGGGGGGAGAUGCAAACCCAGUUUCUGCUGAGAGCGUUACAUCUUAAUUCAGACAAUUGCGGUGCAAAGCAAAAGCCACCCGAGGAAACUGCAGGAAGCGGGACUGGAAUGGAAAGAAUGUUGACUGGAAAGACAGACGGAAUCGCACUUUAAACAGUUUUCACCAGACUGUAAAUAGGAACGGACUGGAAAACCAGAAAAAAAAAAUUCUUUUGAACGUUGUUUGGAUUCUGCAGUGAUGAGUUUUCAUGUGGUACGGAGAGAAAAAUAGCAGGGAAAGUGAACCCAAAAGAGAUGAGAAUCAACUGAUGGGUACCAUGUGCUGUGAUAUGUGUUUUUAUUGAUAAGUCUCUUGAACUCGUAACUUAAAUUAGAUAAAAGACAGUCACCUUGCCAACAUCUGCUGGGGAGGAGCGGUGUCCACCACACUGGCUUUCAGAGGAGGCUGGACAGACGUCACCGUGGUUUGGUUUUAUGGAGCUUUUCUGUUCCCAGUUACAUCAAGAACUUCCACUGCUGAAAGAGAGCAGAGAUAGGUACGCCAUGGCGCUUUCCAACAACCACAUCUGUCCCGUCCACAACUGGAAUUACAACCAGUCGUGCGGCGUGGACAGCCCCGGCUCCUGCUGCACCCUGGACCACAUCCCCCUGGUCAGCAAGUGUGGCACCCUGCCACCCGAGAGCUGCUUCUUCAGCCUCAUCUGCAGCCUGGGCUCCUUCAUGGUCAUCCUGGUGGGGCUGCUGCGCUAUGCCCACCUCCUGGAGCGCCUCGGGCCGUCCCUCCUCAACACCCUGGGGCUGGCCACCGGCUGGGUCUGCGCCGCCGGCCUCACCAUGGUGGGCAACUUCCAGGUGGAUCAUGCCAAGGUGCUGCACUACAUCGGGGCAGGGGUGGCCUUCCCCACCAGCAUGCUGUUCCUGCUCCUCCAGUCCAUCCUCACCUACCGCAUGGCCAAAACCCGUGGGCAGUACUGGACCGGCCACUUGCGUAGCAUCCUCACCGCUGUGGCCUUCCUCACCCUCGUCUUCAGUGGCGUGUUCUUCAUCCAGGAGAGCUUCGUGCUGCAGCACGUGGCUGCCCUCUGUGAGUGGAUGUUCAUCAUCGACGUCCUGGUCUUCUACGGCACCUUCACCUUUGAGUUCGGGGCCAUCUCCACAGACACCUUCCUGGUCCUGCUGAAAGCCAGCCGGGCCCCCAAAAGUUACAAAGGCGAGAGCGGGGUGUCCAGCACAGUCCCCAUCCACAGCCACGCAGAGGGCCUGGCCAUGGCCUGACCCCCCCUGCCCCCAACACCGUGGGGGGAGACCUCAAGGCUCAUAGUGGGGACCCCCAAAUUGGGUUCUGCUGGUGGCUCCCCCCAUUCUGAAUGUCUCCGGGA
Calidris pugnax (ruff) is the source of this 4420-nucleotide messenger RNA. It is a transcript of the gene TMEM150A, whose product is annotated as transmembrane protein 150A. Lineage: Eukaryota; Metazoa; Chordata; Aves; Charadriiformes; Scolopacidae. Bases 3516 to 4316 code for a protein of 266 amino acids. The transcript is spliced from 10 exons. The record is from RefSeq and is a predicted model, not a curated record.